This is a messenger RNA of Drosophila ananassae, 1515 nucleotides long. Its product is annotated as protein transport protein sec31. NCBI's taxonomy places the organism in Eukaryota, Metazoa, Arthropoda, Insecta, Diptera, Drosophilidae. The record is from RefSeq and is a predicted model, not a curated record. Bases 278 to 1255 code for a protein of 325 amino acids. The transcript is spliced from 2 exons.
UGGCGUUGCAUAAAAAUUGGUUCAGUGGAGCAAACGCCUUCAAGUCGAAAACAUCGUGAACAAAACCCGAUAAACAAGACGCGCGAACGUGAAGUGAAAGAAAGGAUUAUAGUUAAAUAUCCUUUAUUUGGUGUGAAUUAUAUUUUCUGUGCUUUAAUCCUAAAACAAAAAUUCUAUUUUAAAAAUAUAUAUUUUCCAGCCACUGCGUAUACUUAAUAUUUGGAAUAUAGACCUCAGUCGGAUACAACCGAAAAAUAAAUUCUAAACAAAAGUGAAGAUGUCCAGCAUGUUCCAUGGAGUGGCUUUUCUGGGCCUGUCGCUGCUCGUGACGCUGAUCCGUUUGGACGGGGCUCGGGCGGUGGGCUAUCACUACGAUCGUCCCACGAGACCCACGGCUCCUUCCGGACCCGGGCCAAAUAUUUAUUCAGGUCACCAGUUCAGUGCUCUGCCCACAAUACAUCCGCUGCCACCGAUUCCGGCACUACCACCACUGCCCACCGCCAGGGUUCCCAUACCCCGGAGUCGACCCACUGCCCCGGCUACCAGUAUAGUGAGCCAGUAUCGGCAACCAACAGCUCCUGUGGUUUCCACAUACAUUCCACCCUCGGUAGUGUCUCCCAUCGCCUCGAUUAGUUUCCAUGGCACUCCAACCUUGAAGCCGGUUUACGGACCACCACCUCCGCCAAUUCCCACUGCUGUCACUCCGAUUGUGGUGGCACCUACUGGACCUUCGGCUCCAAUACCCGCGGGCGGAAAUCUGCGUAUUCCAUUUGGAAAGCAGGCACUGAUCUCCCCCGGAGAGUCCUACAUUGCCAAUGGCAGGCAGCUGAAGCAGUACGCCGUCAUCGAGAUUAUCGACAACGACAUUGACGAGACACCGGGCCCCUUCCUGUCGGGCAGCAGCUUCUUCGAUCGGUAUGGUGCCCAUGUGGGUGCUCCGACAGCUAAUGGCAUCCAGCUAGAUUCCCGAGCCAAUUCCCUGCUCCUCGAACAACAGCAACUGGCCAUCCAGCCGAGAGCGGGAGCCCAGCCGGCUGCAGGUGGAGAUGCCAUUGCUCUGGGCUCUGGAGGACUGGGCUUCGUGCGCUUGCCCAAUGGAAAUGUCUACCUCGGAUCGGGCUCCCUGGGCUACAUCAGUGGACAGCAGAGGGUCGCCUCAGUUCUUGAUGCCCGCACUCGGUCGGAGUCCACCUCUGAUGCUCUGCACUUUGGUCAUGGUCCUUUGGGCGGAGUGGACAACCUGCUGAGAUUUUAGUAGAAGGGCUUCCAGCCACCUUCCUUAUCUACACACACACACCCACACACUCGCACACACACCAGCACACACAUCUGAAUACAUCUAUCUAUAAAAAUAUGUAUAUUAUGCUGUAAAUAUGUAAUUAAAAGAAAUGGAAAAGAAAAACCAUCUUGUGUUGUCUAAGUUAUAAGUCUGCUUAAACUAUUUGAAGUUCUUGUACAUUUGUCCUAAGCGAAACAUCGAAACUUGAUCAAAUAAAGACGACUAUGGAAACAGAA